Messenger RNA from Mangifera indica (mango), 2086 nucleotides. RefSeq lists its product as uncharacterized. The coding region runs from base 264 to 1973 and encodes 569 amino acids. The record is from RefSeq and is a predicted model, not a curated record. The transcript has 2 exons. Lineage: Eukaryota; Viridiplantae; Streptophyta; Magnoliopsida; Sapindales; Anacardiaceae.
UUUUUAUGUUUUAGGAUUGAGGCAAUCGGUUUAAUUCAUGAAAGAAAAAAAAGAAGAAAAGUUAGUGGACUACGAGGAUACAGCAGACAGGAAGACAGACAGAUUUGUCCAAACGGAUAGAAUUAGAGUAGACCUUCGAUGCCGCUCAAAAUUUGAAAUGCUUUUGACCGUUUUUUAAAAAUAUUUUCUCGGGGAAUGUUUCCGCAGAUGUCUCUCUUCAAAUCAAACUCAUCUCUCUUUCUCCUUGUUUCUUCAUAGCGGCCAUGGGUAGCUGUUUCAGCAAGAAGAGAGACUCUUCUUCUCCGUCUUCGGUAGCUGUUUCCACGGUGAAGCCGGAGCCGGUAGAUGCAAACAAGUCUCAGAAGGGAGAACAAGUGAUACCGCAACAAGAAACAACCAAGAAGGAAAAAGGAGAAGAAAGGUUAGUGAGGAAGGAAAUAUUUGUGAUAAAGCAUAGAAACAGCCAUGAAAAACGCCCUCUUCCUCAUCAGAAUGAAGGUGUUGAUGAGGAGGGGGAAAUUGGAAAUAACAAUAACAAUGUGGUAGAUGCCAUUCUCAUACAGUGUGGAAGGCUUAGCCGAAGCAACUCCUCUUCUGCCCGAAAGUACUCUGGUUCUAGGAGAAGUUAUGAUUUUGAUCACACUGAAACUAGCGAUGGUGUAGUUGAGAAGAAAAGCAGUGAGGAUGAAGAUCAAGUGCGGCAGCACAGACAAAGCCAUCGCCACCGCUCUUCUUCUCAAGGAAGGAGGAGGACCCCCAGUAGAGAAAGAGAAAGAGAUCAACAACAUCAACAGCACCAACGUUCUAGUGGAAAAAGAGUGAGCCGAUCGCCUGGUAGAAGAAAUGAAAACGACUCUAGUAAUACUACUAGCACUGCAAAGCCUGGAAAAGUGGUUGCAGUUCCUGCUACUGUGAAUGUGGUUGAAAGAAGCAACAAUAAUGUUCAUGGCAGAGGUGCUGUAGAGCCAAUUAAAAGGAUCUCUGUUAGGAGAAAUGUUGGGUCGCCCCGUUCACAGUCCCCAGCCAGAGCUGGAAAUCCUAAUGUUAAUGUCUCCAAUGAUAGUCAGCAACACCCCUCUCUUACUCGAAAUUCUUCAAGGAAAGCUGAGAAUUCUCCUUACAAAAGAAACCCUUUGAUUGACAUCGACUCCAACAACAACCGACUUCAAAUUCUCUCUCAGGCUCCAGUGAAGCCAAAUGUUGAAAUUGCAGCUCAGGUGACUAAUCAUAAAGCCAGCGGCACAGACAAGGAAGAGCCUAAAGCUCUGGCACCAACAACAAACAACUUCACUCUACCCCAAACUUUAACAAAGAGUAGAUCUUCAAGGCGAUCUAGAGACCUAGAUCUUAAUCCGGAAACAUUGUUGAAUCCUACACCAUCAUAUACAGCAUUAUUACUGGAAGACAUACAAAAUUUUCACCAGAAUAACGGUACUCCUUCAUUCUCACUUCCACCCUGUGUAGCUAAGGCCUGCUCCAUCCUUGAAGCCGUUGCUGACCUCGGUUCCACCACAAGCUCCAGUUUAUCUUGUGCAUUUUCUGAUAAUCCCAGUAAUCUUUCUUUUGUUGGAAAGAAAUUGACAGAGGGUAAAGACCCUUUUGCAGAAUCUGAGGUGCUUGCAAGAGAUAAUCUUACAGAGCCAAGCUUUCAUAAGUUCCUGACUCUAAGGCGGGGUGGCACAUUAGGAAGGGUAGAUUUGGGUGAGCAGGAAUCAUCAGGCAGCAAUAGCUAUGUGGUUGGAGGAGUUAAACACAACUGGAAUUUUUCUUCCUCUUUAUGGGAACCUAAUUCAGCUGACUCAACCGGCUGCUGGACCUCAAUGAAGGACAACCUCUCCUCUGAAACCAGAAAGGGGUUCAGCGGUAAAAAGACAGACACUAAUUUUCAAAAGGGUGGAAUUUGGCGAAACAGAGCUGCAGCCAGUAGAAGUCUCCACACAGUUUCUAUUGUUUCAGCUGCUGCUUCAUCGUAACUUCUUAAAUAUUUAGCUGUAGUUUUCAAUUGCAGCCAUAAUUUAACCGUUUGCAAACUUGCAACCGUGUGUUCUUGUUAAUUUCAAUAAAAGAAAAUUUGUUCUUUUCUUCA